AUGACUACUGCUGAAACUUUGACCAAAUCGGUGUCCCGCAUGGCCGGUGCCAGAUUGAGUCGUGGUCGAGGGCAGACACCGACGGCGCAAUGUGGAAGGGACAAAAGGACUGUGACCCAAGCAAUUGAUAUCACAUCGGCCCAGCGGCCGGCCAGUCGCUGCGCGGGUUCGAACCCUGUCGAAGGGGCUGUUGAAGGUGGUGGGGCCGAGGGGGCAGCUCGAGUGGAUGCUGAUUGA
This is a messenger RNA of Protopolystoma xenopodis, 237 nucleotides long. The record is from the annotation of a GenBank genome assembly. Lineage: Eukaryota; Metazoa; Platyhelminthes; Monogenea; Polystomatidea; Polystomatidae.